Messenger RNA from Vitis riparia (riverbank grape), 2411 nucleotides. RefSeq names its product pentatricopeptide repeat-containing protein At4g02750-like. The coding region runs from base 50 to 2278 and encodes 742 amino acids. The record is from RefSeq and is a predicted model, not a curated record. NCBI's taxonomy places the organism in Eukaryota, Viridiplantae, Streptophyta, Magnoliopsida, Vitales, Vitaceae. Gene Ontology annotation, molecular function: RNA binding; protein binding. The transcript has a single exon. Gene Ontology annotation, biological process: RNA modification.
UCUCAUGGAGCAUGGUUGAAUGAGUGAGGUGAAAUUAGCUUAAGUCUCCAUGAAAUCAAGCCUGAAAUCAGUUGGUGAACAUGGAAGCUAUGUUUUCAGGCACAAUCUCAAAAUAACCCAGUUGGGAAAAUCGGGUCAAAUCGAUGAAGCCAUCAAAGUAUUCCAACACAUGACCCACAAAAACACUGUUACUCACAAUUCAAUGAUCUCUGCCUUUGCCAAGAAUGGGAGAAUCGGUGAUGCCCGGAAACUGUUUGAUGGGAUGCCCCAGAGAAACAUCGUUUCUUGGAACUCCAUGAUUGCUGCCUAUUUGCACAAUGACAGGGUUGAAGAAGCUCGCCAACUGUUUGAUAAAAUGCCCACAAGAGACCUUUAUUCAUGGACCCUGAUGAUCACUUGCUAUACCCGAAAUGGGGAGCUUGCAAAGGCUAGAAACUUGUUUAAUUUGCUGCCUUAUAAGUGGAACCCGGUUUGCUGUAAUGCCAUGGUUGCAGGUUAUGCGAAGAACCGGCAAUUUGAUGAGGCUAGGAGGCUAUUUGAUGCAAUGCCUGCUAAGGAUUUAGUUUCAUGGAACUCAAUGCUCACUGGGUAUACCCGGAAUGGGGAGAUGCGUUUGGGGUUGCAGUUUUUUGAGGAGAUGGCGGAGCGUGAUGUGGUCUCAUGGAAUUUGAUGGUGGAUGGGUUUGUGGAGGUGGGUGAUCUAAAUUCAUCCUGGGAGUUCUUUGAGAAGAUUCCAAACCCGAAUACUGUCUCUUGGGUUACAAUGUUAUGUGGGUUUGCGAGAUUUGGCAAGAUUGCAGAGGCUCGGAGACUCUUUGAUGAAAUGCCAAUCAGAAAUGUGGUUGCUUGGAAUGCGAUGAUUGCAGCUUAUGUUCAGAACUGCCAUGUUGAUGAGGCUAUUAGUCUAUUCAUGGAAAUGCCUGAGAAGAACUCCAUAUCUUGGACUACUGUGAUUAAUGGGUAUGUUCGUAUGGGUAAGCUUGAUGAAGCAAGGCAAUUACUGAAUCAAAUGCCUUACGGAAAUGUUGCAGCUCAAACGGCAAUGAUCUCUGGUUAUGUGCAAAACAAAAGAAUGGAUGAUGCUCGCCAAAUUUUCAAUCAAAUAAGCAUCCGAGAUGUUGUUUGUUGGAACACAAUGAUUGCAGGCUAUUCACAGUGUGGAAGAAUGGAUGAAGCCCUCCAUCUAUUUAAACAGAUGGUGAAGAAGGACAUAGUUUCAUGGAACACCAUGGUUGCUGGUUAUGCUCAAGUAGGACAAAUGGAUGCAGCCAUAAAGAUCUUUGAGGAAAUGAAGGAGAAGAAUAUAGUUUCAUGGAAUUCUUUGAUUUCGGGUCUCACACAAAAUGGUUCAUAUUUGGAUGCACUCAAGAGUUUCAUGUUGAUGGGGCAUGAAGGUCAGAAACCCGAUCAGUCUACUUUUGCUUGUGGAUUAAGUGCCUGUGCCCAUCUUGCAGCCCUGCAAGUUGGACAGCAACUUCACCAACUUGUGAUGAAGAGUGGUUAUGCAACUGAUUUGUUUGUCUCUAAUGCAUUCAUCACCAUGUAUGCCAAGUGUGGAAGUAUCUCCAGUGCUGAACUUCUGUUCAAGGACAUUGAUCACUUUGACGUGGUUUCUUGGAAUUCUUUGAUUGCUGCUUAUGCUUUAAAUGGGAAUGGGAGAGAGGCACUUAAACUCUUCCACAAGAUGGAGGUCGAAGGUGUGGCCCCUGAUGAGGUUACCUUCGUUGGAAUACUGUCCGCUUGCAGUCACGUUGGCCUCAUCGAUCAGGGUCUAAAAUUGUUCAAAUGCAUGGUCCAAGCAUACAAUAUCGAGCCCUUGGCUGAACACUAUGCCUGCAUGGUUGACUUGCUUGGCCGAGCAGGGAGGUUAGAAGAAGCCUUCCAACUAGUGAGGGGAAUGAAGAUCAACGCCAAUGCAGGCAUAUGGGGUGCACUGCUUGGGGCCUGUAGGAUACAUGGGAAUCUAGAGCUAGCCAAGUUUGCAGCAGAAAAGCUACUUGAAUUUGAACCACAUAAGACUUCAAAUUAUGUGUUGUUGUCAAACAUGCAGGCAGAGGCGGGGAGAUGGGAUGAGGUAGCUAGGGUUAGGAGAUUGAUGAAGGAAAAGGGAGCAGAGAAGCAACCAGGAUGGAGCUGGAUUGAGCUUCAAAAUAGGGUGCAUGCCUUCCUCUCAGAGGAUCCAGCACAGCCCAGAGCAGUGGAGUUAUGUCAUAUAUUGAGAAGCCUAACAGCACAUAUGAGAAACACAGGUGACAUGCCUCUAGAAUGUUUAUUAUGAUCUUCUGAGUUUUACAUUAACUAGGAUGUUAGAUGUUGAAUUCUUUUGUAUGCAGACUACCAUAUUGUACAUUAGGACAUACAUGUUCCAUUCAUUCAAUGGCAAUGGCAUUGUGUGUAAUUUUCACACAAGU